UCCUGGUAAUUUUAUAAAUAUAUUUCUAUUUGUGAUCGGUAUGGGUGGAAUGUUGUUGUCUUCCAGCUCCAAGCAUUCUCCAUAUUUCCAAGAGGAGUUCAGAUUUGAAGAUAUCAUCCGGUUUGUACAUAGCAAUCAAAGUUGUGAUUUUUUUCUACAAGAAAUUCCAUCACUAAUUCGACAAGAGAAAUCGGCAUAUCAUCACAAUGAGGAGACUUGCAUACUUCUAACUUCGUUCGACCAUUUGUCAUCAAACGAAAGUCUUCGGCUUAGCGGUGUUGUUGUGAGGUUCUAUGCAAAUGUCAAGGAAUAUGAAUUUUCUGUGAUGCCUAACCAAUGCAAAGGAAACAGCUUAUUCAACGAAAUUCAGAUUCAUGCCUCAUGUCAACUUACAAAAGCACAUAGCGGAAAUAUGUGCGAUGAUGGAAUAGGCUGCAACAUUGAAAAAUAAUUCUGCAGGAAGCUAUUUCAGGAUAAAAGUGAAAAAGAACUUUGUAUUGCACGGCGCAAUCUUUUUGAAUCCUGUGACAAGGAAAUGCCGUGUACACAAAGCACUAAAUGCAGAAAUAGGAUCUGCCAUUGCAAGAAAGGAUUUAAAGUCAUCGAUAGUACAUGCUUGCCUGUUGGGAUGUCUUUGAACGAAUCAUGCUCUCACGACCGUCAGUGUACUGGUACUGCAAACGCCGGGAGGUGUCAACAGAACAAGAAGAGUCCAGGUGGUGGUGUCUGUUCCUGUGACCCAGGAUUCUUUCAAGAGGGUUCGAACUGUUCACAAGGUAACCGACACCUUUUCCAAUCUUGUGAAUCACACAGACAAUGUACAGGAACUUAUGGGGCACGGGAAUGUAAGGUCAUCGCUGGUAUAAAAAUGUGUCACUGUCCGAAUAAUCACAGAGUCGUUCGAAACUUUUGUUGGAAAGUUGGGUCAGUCAUAGGGGAGACGUGUACAAUCAAUGAAGAAUGUACCGGUACACAAAAUGGCGGAAGAUGUGUCUACAACGAGGGUACACGGACUCAAAUAUGUGCCUGCGAUGCCGAUUUUCUAAGAAAUGGUUCAUAUUGUUUACCAGUCAACAAAACUCUGUUUGAGACUUGUGAAGUAGAUGAUCAGUGCAAUGGAAUGUUGGGUUUGGGGAUCUGCAGAACAGUUGGUGAUCAGAAGGUGUGUGUCUGUGGACCUGAAUACAUAGAGGAUAUGGCUUCUUUAACAUGUCGGAAAGUUGAGAAGAAAAUAUUUGAGGAGUGCACAAUGGAUGCCCAAUGCACUGGGACAAAGAAUGCAGAUGUCUGUAAAUACAAUAAGGAGAGCCAAACUAACAGCUGUGCUUGCAAGGAUGGAUUUGAAUGGAUGAAUGCAUUAUGCGUACCAAUUGGUAGACAGCUGCUUCAAUCCUGUGAGUUUGAUUUGCAAUGCAACGGGACUGCAAAUGCAACUAUGUGUGGAUUAUUUGGAAAGAGAUCACUAUGCUUUUGCGAUAAAGGCAUGCUUGAGUUUAAUGGGGCGUGUAUCGAAGCUGGUAAAGGUUUUGGUGAAUCAUGUGAAAUUGACAGACAGUGUACAGAAACACUACAUGCUGGUUUUUGUGGUGAAAAUAGUUCGUGUUCCUGUGAUAGAGGGUUCAUCAGAGAAGACAAAGACUGUAUUAAAGGUGGAUGGAAUCAAGAUAUGAUAUAUCAAUUCAUGUUGUUCGGAGCAAGCGGACAUCUGUUUGGAAUAUUUUGUUUGAUUGGUAUAAUUAUAUGUAAAUGUAGAAGAAACCCAUUAUCCAAAAGUGGAAGGUUUGUGGUACAGACAGAUCAAGAACCCAGCAACCGUCAAUCCAUUCUGUAUGCCGUGCCCAGUGAUAUUGGGAAUUAUAUGGUGUGAAUGGAGACCCCAAAGGACCUUCAGCGCUUGUUCACCUAGAUACCCAAAGAGUAGCAAAUUAAUCUUACAAUCACCUACACGAAUCUGUGGAACAGAAAAAAGACAAUGUGUAUUCUGAGCUGGACUCUUGUGAUGACGUGUACAACCACCUCCAUGAAAAUGAUGCACCAUUGUGUGAAGGCGUGUAUGAUGUCACAGAAAAUGUCUUUAAUGACCUGAAACACAGUUCUGAUGGUGACUCUGAAUCUGUUUGUCUCUAUGAUUUUGCUGGACCUAUUAAUGCUAACAUGUUUUAAAGAUACAGCAGGUGCACGCGUAAAGCUUUAUAUAUUCUUUCAAUUGUUGAUAUAAAAAUCACAAAAAUGAUGUACCAUUGUAUUAGAACGUGUUGCUCUAAUCAGGAAGACAAUUUGAUUUUGGCAGUUCUUCAACUG
Molecule: messenger RNA, 2301 nt
Organism: Ostrea edulis (European flat oyster)
Lineage: Eukaryota; Metazoa; Mollusca; Bivalvia; Ostreida; Ostreidae
Product: prion-like-(Q/N-rich) domain-bearing protein 25
Exons: 16
Coding region: 536-1867 (443 amino acids)
Source: RefSeq, a predicted model, not a curated record